This is a messenger RNA of Malaclemys terrapin pileata, 4784 nucleotides long. Its product is annotated as NACHT, LRR and PYD domains-containing protein 3-like. The record is from RefSeq and is a predicted model, not a curated record. The transcript is spliced from 10 exons. Bases 68 to 3154 code for a protein of 1028 amino acids. Gene Ontology annotation, cellular component: cytoplasm. Lineage: Eukaryota; Metazoa; Chordata; Testudines; Emydidae. Gene Ontology annotation, molecular function: protein binding.
AUCAAACAAGGCUACCAGAUCUAGUCUGUAGCUUUCUGGCUAUUGUUUUGCUUUCUGAUACCUGGUGAUGGAAAACCAAAGCAGAAUCAGUGACUUGCUCGUGCAUGCCCUUGACAACCUUCCUCAGGAAGACUUCAAAAGAUUUAAAGACAAACUAUCGCAUUCUGGCUUUAAGGGAAAAGGUACCAUCCCCCGAGGUCGGCUGGAGAAUGCUGACAGGAUAGAUACUAAGAACAUCCUGAUGGCAUUCUAUGGUGGAGAUGCUGCAGUUGAUGUAACCAUAGAAAUUUUAGCUCAGAUCAAUGUCAGAGAGUCUGCUGCUAACCUCAGAAAAGACAGAGAGAAAGUUUUUUCAAAGGAAAAGGAGAAAAAAGCAAAAGUUGAAGAAACAAGAGGGAACGACAAACAAUGUGGUCUGGGACCAUGUGCAGAGAUACAUCAUACCAAGGAGCAGGGAGAUGAUCAUGCCUCUCUGAAAGGCUCUGUUUUUUCAAAGGAAAAGGAGAAAAAAGCAAAAGUUAAAGAAACAAGAGGGAACGACAAACAGUGUGGUCUGGGACCAUGUGCAGAGAUACAUCAUACCAAGGAGCAGGGAGAUGAUCAUGGCUCUCUGAAAGGCUCUGAUUACCGGAAGAAGUAUAGAGAACAUGUACAAGGAGAAUACCAAAUGAUAGAAGACAGGAAUUCUCGCCUGGGUGAAUGUGUGAGUCUAGACAAAAGAUAUACAAAACUGCUUAUUGUAAAGGAACAUCAGGGAUGGGAGGAGAAAGAACAUGAAAUAAUCACCAAAGGAAGGAGGAACGCAGAGUCGAUGGCUCAACAAACCAAUCUCACUAAGAUUAGUGCUUUAUUUGAUUCUGGUAGAAAUCAACAAAGCCCAAGAACUGUUGUGCUGCAGGGAGCAGCUGGAAUUGGGAAAACAACGACAUCAAGAAAGAUUAUGUUGGACUGGGCAGCUGGAAAACUCUAUCAGAAAAAGUUUGAUUAUGUUUUCUAUAUAAAUUGCAGAAAAAUAAAUCUUGUUACUGCACAGAAAAGUGUUGCUGAUUUGGCUUUAGACAAUUGUCCUAAUGGAAAAGGACCAAUUAAAGAAAUCUUUGAGAAGCCAGAAAAACUCCUGUUCAUAAUAGAUGGUUUUGAUGAAUUGAACUCCUUGCUAGAUAUUGAUGAAGUUAGUCUGUGCAGAGACUCAUUUGAGAAGAAGCCAAUGGAAACCAUCCUGUGCAGUUUACUGAGAAAGAAAGUUCUUCAAAAAUCCUUCUUACUGAUCACUACAAGACCAACUGCUCUGGAGAAACUAAAGCAGAAUUUGAAAUUUCCAUGUUAUGCAGAGAUAAUGGGAUUUUCUGGAGAAGAGAGGAAAGAAUAUUUCUAUAAAUUCUUUCGUGAUGAAAAGAAAGCAACACAAGCCUUUAAUUUUGUCAAAGAAAAUGAAAUGCUCUUCACCAUGUGCUUUGUCCCCAUUGUGUGUUGGAUCAUCUGCACAGCUAUGAAGGAACAGAUGAAAAGAGGGAAAGAUCCUUCAGAAACUUCAAAAACAACCACCUCAGUAUAUUUGCUCUUUCUUUCCACUCUGCUAACUGAUCAUUUCACUGACUCAAUACAUAUGAAACGAUCUAAAACUACCCUGUGGAAGCUUUGCUCAUUGGCUGCAGAUGGAAUUUUAGAACGGAAAAUACUGUUUGAAGAAGGUGAUCUGAAGAAGCACAAUUUAUCCUUGUCUAACAUUCAGUCUCUCUUUCUGGGUAAAAGUAUUUUUCAAAAAGAUACAGAAUGUGAGAGUGUCUACAGCUUCAUUCACUUGAGUUUCCAAGAGUUUUUUGCAGCUCUGUUCUAUGUGCUAGAGAAAGAUGAAGAGACAAAGAAAAAAUCAUUGACUUCUAAGAAAGAUGUGAACCACUUGCUAAAAACGUAUGGAACAUCUAAAAAUAAUUAUUUGAUGUUAACAGUACGUUUCUUGUUUGGUCUCUUAAAUAAAGAGAGACUAAAUGAUAUGGAGAAAAAGUUACAUUGUAAAACAUCAUCUGCAGUAAAGCUGGAUUUAUUGAAGUGGUUUGAAGCAGAAGCUAAAAGCAUCUCCUCUCUGCCCUAUAAGACCUAUGGGGAAUGGUAUGACCAGCUUGAGUUGUUUCACUGUUUGUAUGAGUAUCAGGAAGAAGAGUUUGCAAAACGUGCCAUGGCUAAUUUCCAAGAAAUUAGAUUGGAACACAUCAGGCUUACAACAAUGGAUGAAAUUGCUCUUUCAUUCUGUGUAAAGAACUGUUGUAGUAAGCAGUCACUUUACCUAUUUAAAUGUAUGCUUGGGAUUGGAGAACGAGAAGAAGGAUGGAUAGCAAAGCUACGGAAAUUGUUAUUUCCUCUGAACCCAGGGAUUAAAGAUCUGAGAACUUCAACUGCAUACCCAUUGUGUCAAGGACUGAAGGAUCCAAACUGUAAACUAAAAACAAUAGUGAACCCAGGGAUUAAAGAUCUGAGAACUUCAACUGCAUACCCAUUGUGUCAAGGACUGAAGGAUCCAAACUGUAAAUUAAAAACAAUAGUGUUGCGGCAGUGCAGUCUCACAGCUGCUUGCUGUGGGGAUCUCUCUGCUGCCCUCAGUAUAAACCAGUCCCUGACCGAGCUGGAGCUGAGUGGGAAUGAACUGGGAGAUUUAGGAAUUAAACUUCUGUGUGACGGACUCAAACAUCCCAGCUGUAAACUGCAGAAAUUAGUGGUUUGGGAUUGCCAGCUCACUGAUGCUUGCUGUGAAGAUCUCUCCUCUCUGCUCAGCACAAACCAGUCCCUGAGAGAGUUGAACCUGAGAGGUAAUAACCUGAGUUAUUCAGGAGUGAAGCUUCUGUGUGAAGGACUGAAACAUCCAAACUGCAAGUUAGAGAAGCUCGAUUUGUCAGAAAUCAACAUAGAUGAAAAAACAACCAAAGAAUUGGAAGUUUUGCUGCAGAUAAAACCUGGUUUGUCAAUUGUGCAUAAUGCAGCAUCCAGCCAUCAGAACCCAGAUACAAAGACAAGGAGGUGUCAUACAUUCAUCUGCAGACUAACAUCUCGGAGUGCAGAACUAAUGUGGAAUAUUUUUGUGAUGCACUGUCGGGAGGUUGGACUCGUUCUGCUGUUAAGCAUUGCUACAUAUUGGCUUCUCUGGCUGAUGUAUAUUUAAGUAUCUGAAAUGGAAGGUUGUAUAGAGAAUUUACAAAUCUUGAGACAGUUUUUGACUUCCUUUAAGGAAUCACAGUAGCACAAGAGAUUUGAAGGGGGAAUUGCUUUCCCUUUAAAGCUGGCGUGUCAAAUACCUGGCCCAUGUGAUGUAUUUUUGUUGCUGUAUCACAUACUCAGAUUCUGCAGAGUAGAAGCUUUUCUUUAUUGACUUUUUAAAAGUAACUUUUUUGGCCUUAUAGUUGUGAAGAAAAUUUCCUGUAUGUGAAAUGAGUGUCACUGAAGCAGCAUUGUCUGGCUGAGUCUGCAGAUGGCCUGAGGACCCUGGGAAGUGUGAAUGCUAAUGCAAACCCUGCCCCUCCGUAAUCUCCCUAGGGUGCUAUUUCUAAAGCCCCAAUUCAAUGUCAACAUGAACUAUUUCAUUGCUGAUCAGUUUAGGGGAUGGAAUGGGGAAGAGGGUCGGAAGCAGGUCCAUACGGGUGGGAAGAUGGGAGUUAACAGGGAAGGAAAACCAGAAGAGAGACACAGACAGUGAAGAAGGGAGAUAAACAAAGGGAAAAAAUAAGAACUAGUCCUAAAGGAGAGGAGAUUUACCCAGUGACUGAUACUGAAUGGGACAGGAAAACACCGAUCAAAUAAUAAACAACAGAACUUUUCAGUGGUUGAUAUCAUUGCUACGUAAAGGCCACGUUCUACCCUGGAGCUCUGAGCCAACCUCCCAUUGCCAUCAGUGGGAGCUCCGCUGUGGACCGAGGGGAGUGUGGAGUCUGACAUUUAUUUCCUGACCCAAGGACCAUAAUUUAACAAGGAAAUUCAGCCCCUUCUAAAGAGCAAGUUUGAGAUACACCAUAGGUGUCAAUGAGAGACAGAGUACAAAGGGGUUAAUUCCCCAGAGCCAUUGAGGGUUUAUGCUGAUGUAAAUCUAUUAAUACUGAAACAGAAUCUCUGCAGUGAGGAUUCAGGUAGCGGAGAUGAUUCACUGUCAAAAAGUAGAAUUGUUGGAAUAAACCGGUUAUAACCAGAUGGUUACACCGAAGAGUGCUGGAGAAAUUUAAUAAUGAAGUAAAGCUGCUAACCAUUGAAAUCAGCUCCUGUAGCUGAGACCUGGGACAUAGCAAACACUGAAUCUAUCUCUAAGUGUUGAGGUGAUCCUGGGAGUUACAGGCUGGUGAGCCUUGUGACAGAUGAACACAGGCAUGUCUUUGAGACUUUAUAUUAUCUACAUGUUUAUGAGCCAGACCUUGGAAGCUGGAAAACUUGAAAGAUUUACACUGAGAUGGGCCUGGGGAGAUGGGCUUAUUCAUAGGCUGUUGUAUCAAUACGUGUUAUAUUUGUGGGUAUUUGUGGGUUCCUGGCUCACUGGCUGGAUUUCCUGGGGAAUCUGGAGUCACUAGGGGUGAAUAAAGCAAAAUCCCAAGACUGGUUGUGCAGGUGUCCAGACACUGAAGCUUCUCUCACUGGGGAAAGGGUCAGUGGCUGGUUUUACCUGUUUCAGGAGGCCUGGGAAACAAAAGCCCUAAAAUCAUGUACGAGUGUGAGCCUGAACUGACAGAAGGGCUCAUUCAAUUCAAUAACCUGACAUGAACUUUGAGUGAGAGACUCGAGAGCAGGAGGGGGAUUUGCUCCACUCUUGU